Molecule: messenger RNA, 384 nt
Organism: Ostrinia nubilalis (European corn borer)
Lineage: Eukaryota; Metazoa; Arthropoda; Insecta; Lepidoptera; Crambidae
Exons: 4
Coding region: 1-384 (127 amino acids)
Biological process (GO): DNA integration
Molecular function (GO): nucleic acid binding
Source: RefSeq, a predicted model, not a curated record
AUGAUGAUCCUGAGACAUCAUCUCGCUGGGGUCCUCCUCGAGAUGCUCGAGGAGGACCCCGAGGACCUGCUCGAGGAGCGCGAGGACUUCGAGCGCCAGUACUUCAGCCAGGUGGCCCUCGCACGCUCUCUGCUUGGGGUUUCUUCCAAAGCAUUGGUGAACGUCUUGAACACUUCGGGCGAGAAGUACACUGCCCGGCUACUACUGGACAACGUGAAGGCUGUACAUUUGGAGCUUGUUACGGACCUCACCACCGAAGCUUACAUGGCUGCUCUGAAUCGGUUCGUGGCGCGGCGAGGCAAGCCUCAAAGCAUCACGUCCGAUAAUGGCACUAACUUUGUCGGUGCAUCGAAUGAUCUGCAAAGGUUCCUUUCGAAAUACUAA